Aedes aegypti (yellow fever mosquito) is the source of this 4874-nucleotide messenger RNA. Its product is annotated as beta-1,4-N-acetylgalactosaminyltransferase bre-4. The record is from RefSeq and is a predicted model, not a curated record. Gene Ontology annotation, molecular function: N-acetyl-beta-glucosaminyl-derivative 4-beta-N-acetylgalactosaminyltransferase activity. NCBI's taxonomy places the organism in Eukaryota, Metazoa, Arthropoda, Insecta, Diptera, Culicidae. Gene Ontology annotation, biological process: carbohydrate metabolic process; glycosphingolipid biosynthetic process. The coding region runs from base 876 to 2333 and encodes 485 amino acids. The transcript is spliced from 7 exons.
GCAGUCGCCAGCAGUUCGUUGUUUACAAUCAUGCCAUAUCAAAACCAGCAGAUUUUUCCCUACUUACUUCUGCUGCCCGGAUCACGUCUCGUCGCGAACCUAAACACUGUGUUCUAGUGGCGUAGGAUUCAAACAGCUUCAAUCUCUUCUCGCGAGUAUUCUCAAUAACUGGUGAAACGUCGUCAUGGUCGGACGGUUAAAGUAACUUUCCCGUCGCGUAUCGAAACGUGGUGUGUUUUCGUCGGGAGUGAAUCUCAAAAUAAUUUAGGCCCAACAAAAUUUUCCAACAUUGAAAAUUGGUUUGUUUGCUACGUGUCAUCCGAAUCCGAAUCUCCGGGAAGUGCAUCAAGAGAGGGAAGCUGUCUCGUGAUCCUGACUAAAGGGGGGUGAGUUUAUUGGAUCCAAAGGAAAACCUUGAAGCUGUGAGGAGUGCUUGUCUUCUGGAAAAAUAUCUUCCUUCGGGAAGUGCAGUUCAAAAGUGAAUCUCGUAAUCAAGAAUCUCAAAUGGUGGAGAUCCGGAUCUGACGGAAGUGGGUGUGAAUAAUCGAGGGUUGUGGAUGCUGUGAAUCAAGUUUGAUUGGUGGACGGUCUCGUGACGAGAAAAUUGCUGAACGGAACUGCAAUCUGCGCCUCAUCUGAAGAAAGGAUAACAUUUUCCAUCAACAGAUUAGUACAAGAUUGGAUAAGAAGGCAAUCCGGACGAAUCCUGAGGAAUAAUUCCCUCUAGACCAUGUCCAACCGCAGAGGCAACCGUAGCAGGAAGGAAUUUUAAGUACACGCUACCGGCCGAGCAAAACUGGCGCCCGCAGUGCAAUUUUCGUAGCCCAGCACGUUCUCCCCCUCAAGGUUAGGCCCACCACCCCCUAAAUGGCCCCAUGGCGUCCUGUAGCCGUGCGCACGCCAUCAAUGCGGUGUUGGUGGCUGGAUUUCUGCUGAUACUGCUCAAUCUGCUCGGCUCUCGAUGGGACUCCGCACCGAUAGGUCUGCCACGAAUGGGAACAACCCAAUGGCCGAAACGCACAAGGACCAGUUCCGAUCGGUUUGUUCAGGUCCACGCGCCACAUCAGAACCGAAGCAUCGACAGCAGAAACAUCAGCAACAACGUCAACGGUUCCCACCAGCGUGAGCUGCAUGCGAACCAUGACCCUAACUACAACAAUCAGUCCGCGCCCCGGCAGCCAAACAAAUCCCUCAACAAUAAUGAUAUUCCUGUUAAUCAAUCGUCAAAAUCUCAAAAGUUCAACGAAUCUCAACCGACGACGGCGGGUAACAGCAGCAGCAGCAGCAGCAACGAUACUAACCCUAGCUUAAGUAGCAAAAAUUCCACUAGCAUUAGCGACUACAGUGAGAAUCUCGUAGAAGUUGUAAGUAGUAAAGAGCAGGUAGCCAAUAGUAGCGGUAAGAAAAUUGUUCCUGAAGCACAGCGUCAGCAGCAACCAAACGAAACAAUACAGACUGAUGGUAGCGGCGGUGGUGGCAAUGGCACUCGGCUUAUCGAUAGCCUGGUGAGAAAGCUGGCAGGAAAUAGCUGUCCACCGAUUCCGCCGAAUUUAGAUGGUCCCGUCGAAGUGGACGCCACCUUCGAAACGCUUUCGUCCGUGGAGCAAAAGCUGGCCACCAAGCUGCUUCCCGGCGGGCAUUAUAUUCCCCGUGAGUGCACAGCUCACGACCGGGUGGCAGUGAUUGUACCCUACCGGGAUCGAGAACAGCACUUGCCCGUAUUUCUGAAGAAUCUCCACCCAUUCCUGAUGAAGCAGCAGAUCGAGUACGGUAUCUACAUUGUUGAACAGGCCGCCGGGUCGCAGUUCAAUCGAGCAUCCCUAAUGAACGUCGGUUUUGCCGAAGCGAUGAAGCAGAAAAACUGGGACUGCAUGGUGUUCCACGAUGUGGAUCUACUGCCAAUGGAUGACCGGAAUCUGUACACCUGUCCGGAUCAACCGCGGCACAUGUCUGUAGCCGUCGACACGUUUGGCUUCAAGCUGCCUUAUAGUACAAUUUUCGGCGGUGUAUCCGCAAUGACUGCCAAGCAGUUUCGUACGGUGAAUGGCUUCUCCAAUUCGUUCUGGGGCUGGGGUGGCGAGGACGAUGACAUGUCCAAUAGGCUGAAACACGUAGGGUUCCACAUUGCACGUUAUCCAAUCAAUAUCGCACGCUACACCAUGCUGAGCCACAAAAAGGAAAAGGCCAACCCCAAAAGGUACGAAAAGCUCGUUACCGGUGCGAAGCGGUUCGACAGUGAUGGACUGAAUUCGCUCCAUUAUAAACUGAUCAAUCUGAUCCGGAAACCGUUGUUCACCUGGGUCCACGUGGAAAUUUCACAAGAGAACAGCUGAUGACAGUCAAUCCUACCGAAUUGGCUAGGAUGAAACCAAACAACCCCGGCCGCUAACACGGUCGCCAUGUAGCAUGGCAGUGAUGCUGAUGUGCGGUAAGUGAACAAAAGAAAAAACCUUCGAAUAGGAAGCCCAAACCAAAACUACUCCCGACCAAAGUCGUCGGAACGAACGGAAUCUCCUCCCCUUCAAAGAUCUGAUUGUACUCCUCGUUACUCUUUGUAAGUUUAUAUUAUUAGGUAGCAUUAUUGCGUAGUUCGUUUUUUUUAUCUGUCUUUUUGUUGAUCUGGUGUUCACGUGUUGAGGAAGUGAAAGUUGUAAAAAUUUACUAGGAGUGUAAGUUCAAAGUGAGAAGAUAUUAUUAGGCAGCUGUGUUACUUAAUUUAGAUGAAGAGGAGUUUCAUCAUUAUGAAAUGAAUGAAGCAAAGAGUGUUUUAGAUAAAACUGUUAGGAGAUCAAACCGGGUUUUAAACGCGAAGCAUUCAGCUAGUGAGUUGUACUAUUGAAGACAAUAGGUGGGGUGUGUAGAUUUUUGCAAAACACCCGAACAACUAGGUAAACAUUCAAUGGGACUAAAAUGAACUCGUUGCGCGAGCAGAUAUUAAAGUAGAACAGAAAUCAAAGCUUCAAGAUGGUUUUAAUCAGCAACUGUCGCAACAAAAAAUACAUUUGACUAGUUAUCGCCAAGCGACUUCACAUUCAAACGCCACAAAUUAUCCAAUAAUAGUAAUGCAAUUGUUUCGAAGACUGUUUGUCAAUCAACCGUUCUAGUAAGCCAAAAAAUCGCUUUAAUUGAUACUUACAACAAUCUCAUACGACAGUUCUGAGUUAUGUCGAUUGAUCGAUUCCACUUCGGGAAACAAAUAGUGAAAUUUUAGUUCCGUCCUGCCGAUUUGAGUAACGAUGAUUAUUAAAUGACAAACUUGUAAUCAGUUCAUCCAAUUUAAACGUAAACUCGAAUAUUAGGACAAAAAAAUCAGCGCUGCAUAUAAAACAUCCAAGACAUUUCGAGACCUAAUUUUGUGUAAUAAAAGUAUUAGGGUGCGGCCAGGGUAGACGCGAAACGCGAAGCGAAAAUCGCAUGGGAAGAAUAAUAAUUAUCAAUAAUGAAAUGUCAAACUCCAAAGGAUUUUCGCUUCGCUUCGCGUGACGCGCCUACCCUGGCGGACACCUUAUCAAGUGGACACAUUAACAGUAGCAAAUCGAAUGUAUGAGUCUAUCGUUGAGAACAAUUUAUAAAAAUAUAAUUAUUGAAUUGUUAGUUUGGUUUUAAUUUCAAAUGAUGUUUUUUAACUUUCACUGACAAUAUGGCUACAUGCUGUUUACGUUGAACGAUUUUUGAACAUGAAGACAAAUAUGUUGAAUUAUCUUGAACUCCUAUUUUUUUUAUUCUAACUGGAAUAUGAAUUUGCAUCUCUGAUUUAGGUACUUGUCGGAAUCCAAACAUGGUUGUCAAACACUCCGCACCAUUUUUUUUUUUAAGUCCGGAGUCUUUUCGGUGUAAGUUGCUUGCGAUUUUCAAAUUGUCUAAUUGUAUAAAGAUAUGAUGGAUUCAACAAUGCCUCCAAGAAAUCUGUAAAGAAAUGUUGGAGAAAUUCUCUAGAAUUUUUAAGAAAAAACUCCAAAAAUGUUUUUAAGUAUUUUUAAGAAUUUUUAAGGAGUUUGGUGAAAGAUUUCAAGCAAACCUACAGGGAUUCAACUAGUAAUUCUCGAAUACAUUUAUUCGCCAAUUCUUCCAGUUAUCUUCGGUACAUCUGACAAGACAAGGCUUUUCUGGAAAGUUGUUUUGCUAACGAGAAUAGCAGUGUUGCCAAUUGUUUGUCCAGACUUUUUUUUUGUUAAUUAUCAUCAAAAUAUCCGUACCGCUGUAUUACUCUCCAUCCGCUGAUACUCUCAUACAUUUAAUUUCUAUCAGUAAAGAACGUAAUUUGAAAGCGCUGUUACUUACGAUCUGCAUUUUAAAAUUUACUCAUUAUUAGAGAUUCAACACGUUUGUCUUUUGAAGGAUUUAUUUAUUUCGUAGGUAGAAAAACAAUCAUUUACGUUAAACUGUGACGAAUCAAAAUGUUUCAAUCUCUUUUGAUUUCUAGUGCAUCGAGCCAUUCGUUAAAUUGCAGGUAACUUCCACAGGUAAAAAAAACAAAACUCUAGUGCUUUCAGUUCAAUUCCAUUAUAAAUAGAACCAGUUAAAACAAAGUUAAACCAGCAAUCAUCAUUGCAUAGUAUUACCCAAUGACAAUAUCGCACAAGAAAUAAAACAGUGUUUCCAGUACUCAAUUCCUAAAGAAUACAGUUAAUAAAAUAAUACCAUACAAAAUCUACCACAGUUUAAAUUGAUGCAAUAUUUUCAAAAUUUCGCCCUUAAAGUUGUUAAACAACAUCUACACUGUCAAACGUCUUUAAAAGCGUUUCAAAUUUAUAUUAAAAGAUAUCCAACUAUGACCCGUAGACAGGUAUAGACUCUGCGUUACGAAAUAUCAUCUCGAUUAGAAUUAUCUAAUCCAAACAUUAAAAUUUGUUAGUAGAUUUGUAUUCAUUUUU